Messenger RNA from Penicillium brevicompactum, 1089 nucleotides. Its product is annotated as putative acyl-CoA:6-aminopenicillanic-acid-acyltransferase. NCBI's taxonomy places the organism in Eukaryota, Fungi, Ascomycota, Eurotiomycetes, Eurotiales, Aspergillaceae. The transcript has 3 exons. The record is from RefSeq and is a predicted model, not a curated record. The coding region runs from base 1 to 1089 and encodes 362 amino acids.
AUGUCUGAAAAUAACCCGAUUAAGCUCACACUCAAGGGUACUCCCCGAGAAAUCGGAGUACAACAUGGCCGAGCUUUGCGAGAGCAGAUUCGUAGUCAAAUAUCCAUCUAUGAAGCCAUGUUCCAGCAGACAUCCAAACUGGCCUGGGAAGAUGUCCGAGAAGUCGCAAAGGAGUUCCAGUCAACGUUGAAGAUUCUGACACCGCAUCUGCUCGUGGAGAUGGAAGGGAUCGCCGAAGGUGUCGAACUUGCCGUGCUCGAUAUCGUCGCGCUAAACUGCCGAAGUGAAAUCGCCCUCGGCAAGUUCUCCGAUGGCUGCACCACGCUGUGUUGGAGGAAGAAUGAUGGGGCGCGAGUUUUAUCGCAAAACUGGGAUUGGACAGCCAAUGUUAAGAAGAAUCUGGCCAUGGUUUCAAUUGAGCAAGAGGGGAAGCCUAAGAUCUAUAUGGUUACCGAGGCAGGCAUAGUGGGCAAGAUUGGAUUCAAUUCAAGUGGCGUUGGAACUUGUCUCAAUGCGAUACGAGCAAAGCCGAUGUUGAGUACAAAGCUGCCCAUUCACGUUGCACUUCGGUUAUGUCUGGAAAGUCCAUCCGUCCAUGAUGCUGUCCAAAUAAUUGAGUCACUGGGUGGAGUUGCCUCUGCGCAGCACAUCCUUUGUGCGGAUUACACGACCGCCCUGGGUCUUGAGCUGUCCCCAGUCGGAGACAAACACCUCACUGAAGAUGCUUCCGGGAUCAUCGGCCAUGCCAACCACUUCCUCGAAAAUCGAUAUGUUGAUGAGCCGGCAUGGCUAUCUGGAUCACCAAUUCGAUUGAAACGACUGGGAGAGUUGACCAAGGAGCUCAUUGAUGUGGGUGUCAAGGGCGAGGAUCUUACCGCUGCCUUGCUGAGAGAAUCCAUUUUCUCCGACACGUUCAAUCUCCCUCAAGCCAUAUGCUGCCAGGAAGAUCCUUCGCGACCUAUAACUAACAGGAGCAGCUCUUUGUUCAACAUCGUCAUGGACUUGGAUCCGAAGAACCUGGGAGCAGAGGUGGUCUUCGGUCGGGUAGGAUCCGGGGAAGAGGGACCUGUCAUCAAAAUGCCUUGGUGA